This is a messenger RNA of Papilio xuthus (Asian swallowtail), 3257 nucleotides long. Its product is annotated as 6-phosphofructo-2-kinase/fructose-2,6-bisphosphatase. The record is from RefSeq and is a predicted model, not a curated record. Gene Ontology annotation, biological process: fructose 2,6-bisphosphate metabolic process; fructose metabolic process. Bases 489 to 2195 code for a protein of 568 amino acids. Lineage: Eukaryota; Metazoa; Arthropoda; Insecta; Lepidoptera; Papilionidae. The transcript is spliced from 9 exons. Gene Ontology annotation, cellular component: cytosol. Gene Ontology annotation, molecular function: 6-phosphofructo-2-kinase activity; fructose-2,6-bisphosphate 2-phosphatase activity; ATP binding.
CUUUCGCCGAGCUUCGAGCACCCCGCACCCGCAUCCCGCUUGCAUUCUAGUUCGACCGUCCACGUUGUCAACUGCGAAUAGUCUUUCACUCAGCGUAAACAUAACACAGAGCCUGUUAAUAUUAAAAUAAUUAUUAUAGUUACAUUUUGCCGAGGUAUAUUUCGAAAUUACAAUGCGCAAGAUAAGGUCUGGUGUUAAAUAGUGACGCGGUGGACAUUCAAUAAGUGUUGAUAUCGUCGCGAGGUCAAAGACUGCUACAAAACUGUAUAACUUUAGUGUCUUAUUUCCAGUGAGAUGUUGGGGAAGAGUUUUGGUUGACAGAUUGACUGUUUUCGUCUGCUCGGACUUAUUGCGAAUGUGUAUUGAAACGUUCAUCGCUAUCCACGGGCGCACUGCUAUGCGCCACGACUUGGUACAUUUUAUUCGACACACAUCUUCUGACCACUACUGCGAAGGAACACUUUAGUUAUUCGAGCUGAUCGCUAUUGAUGGCGUUGCUUUGCAUCCGUGGCGACUGGUACCUGUAUAUUUGGCUGAUAUACUGCAAGAUCUAUUCGGCAGUCGUAUGGCUUGUCGGCAAUCACUGCCGCGGAGCUGAUAAGCGGGCCGUGAUAACUGCCGGAGCCGGCCAGUCGUCUGCAAGCCUCCACAGAGUGCGCACGCGUCGCAAGAAAUCGCAGCACCAUCGUGUCAAACACGUAGUCGCGUUAGUGAGGAGACCGUCAUUGAGGCGAAUCGUCAUGGCACCAGGAGCGAGCACCGCGCACACCAUGAUGGAAGACAAGGAGAAGGCACUACACGGCGCCUUGGCCACAGUGUCGAUGCGUUCACGACGUAUUAGCCAGUUCGCUCCACUGCUGAUCGCGCUGGUGGGACUGCCGGCUCGCGGCAAGAGCCAGCUGGCGCACCGCCUCUCCAGGCACCUCAACUGGAAUGGAGAGAGCACCAAAGUGUUCGACUGUAGCGAAUAUCGUCGCAAACACAUGGCUUUGUACGGCAGCCAUGACAUCUUCCGUGCUGACAACCAGCAAGGUUCCGCAAUCCGCCGGCAGAGCGCCCGCGAGGCGGUACAAGACGCUGUACUUUGGCUCAAAGAAGGGAAUAGUGUCGCUAUAUUCGAUGGUACGAACAUAACACGUGAGCAACGUCGCGAGCUAGACGAUUAUUGUCAAUCCGACAUGGGCUUCAGGAUUCUCUUCAUCGAAUGCGUCUGCGAGGAUCAAGAGUUGCUGGAGAGAAACAUCAUUGAGAUCCUGCAUUACUCAGCUGAUUACAAAAGUAUGAGUGAAGAGGAAGCGGUUGAUGAUCUGCGAAAGAAAUUGGAACACUACAUGCGUCAGUAUGAACCAAUAGACGGGAAUCUAGAGACCAUUAGCUUUGUCAGAGUUGAGAAUAUGGGAGAGACGGUGACAGCGCACAAAGUGAUCGGACAAAAGGAGUCCGGAAUACUUGGAUAUCUGUCCGGAAUGAGAGCUCUGCCGCAGACUUUGUAUUUCACUCGGCACGGUGAAAGCGAGUACAACGUGGUGGGUCGUAUUGGUGGUGACGCGGCGCUGUCCGCACGCGGUCAACUGUACGCGCGCGCGCUCGCCGAACAUGUCAACGCACUUGCUGGCCGCGAACCUCUCACCGUCUGGACAUCGGAAUUACGGCGCACCAAGCAAACAGCCGCUGAUAUCCGAGCACCAAAGUACCCGUUGCGAGCACUCAAUGAACUGGACGCUGGUAUUUGUGAGGGUCUGACGUACGAGGAGAUGCAGGAGCGCUUCCCGCAGGAGUUUGCGUGGCGCGACCAGGAUAAGCUGAGAUACCGGUACCCUUGGGGCGAGUCGUACAUCGACAUAAUGACUCGACUGCGACCCGUGCUCGCUGCUCUGGAAGACGACCACAAUGUUGUAGUCGUCGGCCAUCAGGCGGUACUGCGCUGCAUGCUCGGAUACUUCCUUGAUGCUAAGCUUGAUGAACUGCCGUACAUGAAUGUGCCUCUACACACUAUCGUCAAACUAACCUCUUACGGCUACAAGUACAAAGUUGAGAUGAUAAAAUUGCCCAUAGAUUGUGUGGACACGCAUCGCAAACAGCCCAAGAACUGCUCAAUAAACCGGAGCACAGCUGAGGCCCUGGUGACUGUGCCCUCUCACUACGACACGCUGCCUUCCAACUUGUGGCAGAAUCCCACUGAGGCGCAGCUUUAGGUGCCGAGAUCGCGCCUCAGUGCACGGGGCGCUUGAGUACCACGUCAACAUUACGACACGGGGAACGGAAAUCCUCUAGUGUGCAGGCCCUAUCAGCCCAAGAAGGCCCAAGGCUCACCGGGCUUUAUCUGAGCCUUGGAGGCCCUUUUUAAGCCUAAGGGGCCCUAUUUAGGCCUAAAAGGCCCUACUAAGGCCUUGAAAUCGUUACUUGGGCCUUAUAAGGCCAGGUCGAAAGCCACGGAUACCAUGCAGAAAGGAAUCAGCCAUCUAGCGAUCUAAAGACUUGAAUAGACUUCACGCCCACAGUGACAAGCGAGUUAGUUUUUUUUUUAAGUGAAAUAAUUUACGUACAAAACUCAUGGAUGUGUUCGUUUACGAGUGUUAAUUUCCAAUUAAUGAUAAGACUGAAAUGGUUUUUAUAUGUCGUUUCAAUUUAACAGUUCGUUUAUUAUUAAUCUUGAUAAUGUGUUCUUAUUUUUUAAUCUAUGGUUAUAUUAUGCUUUAGACAAUGUAUCGCAUAUUCGCAUAUCUUUUAGUAUAAAUCAUUUUAAAUAAGAGCUUCAUCAUUUAUAUGUUAAUUUUCUUUAUUAUUAUCACUUUAAGGUUAACUGUGUGUCUGUUUUAUAGGUUAUAAUUGCGUAAUUUCAACAAAACAAUUUAUUCUAAUUAUUUUUUUAUUUUUUAUCUGUAGUAAAUACUUUUUUAAACAUUAAGUUAAUUACAAUUUUAAAGAUUAAGAAAAACGAUACUGGUUGGAAAUUUUUUGCCGGGAUUUUUUGAGCAAUUUCUUUAAAAAAUAUAAUUGUUACUUAGGCUCUCGUUCUGUUUAAUAGCUUAUUUUUAAGUUUAAGACGGUGGUUAUACUUAGACUAUGCUUAGUAUUAAGUAUAUACCUAAAUAUUAUACUUGUGAAAGGCACUGCGGGGUGUUUAAUUAUUAAAAGUAAAGAUUCAAUUGAAUCUAUUUAGAGGUUAUGUAGAGAUAUUGUUUAGAUGACAUACGUAGUUUCUUAAAACGAAUCUUGUAUGCGUAAUUAAUUUUUUAAUAAAUGAACAUGCAGAA